AUGGUUCGAAAUAUCGUUGUCCUUGGAGGCAACUCCCAUCCUCAACUCAUUCACGCCGUCUCCGAAAUCCUGGGCGUUCCUGAAUGCAACCGUAUCCUCACAAAAUUUUCAGUCGGGGAAAGCCGCUUGGAGAUUCAGGACUCUGUUCGCGGCAAAGAUGUCUACAUCAUCCAGUCGGGAGGUGGCAAGGUCAAUGACAAUUUCGUUGACCUCUGCAUUAUGAUCUCGGCAUGCAAGACUGGGUCUGCGAAGCGUGUCACCGCCGUCCUUCCUCUGUUUCCCUACUCUCGACAACCUGAUGUACCCUACAACAAGACUGGAGCCCCUCUCUCGAAAGCCCCUACAGACGUCAACAGAAACGAUUUCACCUUCGAAAGUCGGCCUGCCACACCUGGGCCAGGUCUACCCCAGAGUCAAGGCCUCUCGAAUGGGCUUGAUGGCCUACAAAAGAAAUUGGGCAAAACCUCGAUGGAUCAGCAAAACGGAACCUCCUACACGAACGGUAUUGCGCCCCCACGACGAUCCAAUACCAUAGAUUCGAUGAAUGAACGUGAUGGGCGUGACCGUGGUUCCUCCAUAGGCUCGCAGACCCCAACAACAGGCCCUGCCUUCACAACCCAUGACUACGCAAAUGCGGGCCAAUUCAGCAAAAGCUUCUUCCAACCCAAACCAGGAUACAAGCAAUGGGUGGCACAGGCUGGAACGCUUGUAGCUGACCUUUUGACCUGUGCUGGUGCGGAUCACAUAAUUACAAUGGAUUUGCAUGACCCUCAGUAUCAAGGAUUCUUCGACAUUCCUGUCGAUAAUUUGUAUGGGAAAUCAUCAUUGAAAAAGUACAUCCAGACCAGGAUACCCGACUUCAAAAACGCUGUUAUUGUUAGUCCAGAUGCUGGUGGGGCAAAGAGGGCUACAGCCAUUGCGGACGAGCUCAAUGUGGAAUUCGCAUUGAUCCACAAGGAACGUCGUCCAACUCGUAUCACAGACCGCCAAAAUGCCACCAUGAUGUUGGUUGGGGAUGUCGAGAACAAAGUAACCAUCCUCGUUGAUGACUUGGCGGAUACUUCGAAUACCAUUACAAGAGCCGCAAAGUUGUUGAAAAAGGAGGGCGCAACAAAGGUCUAUGCCCUGCUCACCCACGGUAUCUUCAGCGGAGAUGCCAUCGCCCGUAUCAACGCGUCCGCUCUAGACAAGGUCGUGGUGACCAAUAGCGUACCGCAAGAUGAACAUUGCCGCUUGUGUCCGAAGCUGGAAGUUUUGGAGGUCGGCCAGAUCUUCGCUGAGGCAAUUCGUCGUGUUCAUCAUGGAGAAUCGAUGAGUACCCUUUUCUGGGACUAG
Molecule: messenger RNA, 1335 nt
Organism: Lachnellula hyalina
Lineage: Eukaryota; Fungi; Ascomycota; Leotiomycetes; Helotiales; Lachnaceae
Gene: PRS5
Product: Ribose-phosphate pyrophosphokinase
Exons: 2
Coding region: 1-1335 (444 amino acids)
Biological process (GO): 5-phosphoribose 1-diphosphate biosynthetic process; purine nucleotide biosynthetic process
Cellular component (GO): ribose phosphate diphosphokinase complex; cytoplasm
Molecular function (GO): magnesium ion binding; ribose phosphate diphosphokinase activity
Source: RefSeq, a predicted model, not a curated record